Meloidogyne enterolobii is the source of this 762-nucleotide messenger RNA. NCBI's taxonomy places the organism in Eukaryota, Metazoa, Nematoda, Chromadorea, Rhabditida, Meloidogynidae. The record is from the annotation of a GenBank genome assembly.
AUGUCAAAUAUAACUACAGAUCCGGCUUAUGCUGCAUUUAAAGAUGCAGGUUUUUGUGUCCCUUUAGUUUUGCUUAUUUUUUGUAAAGCUUUUGUUUGUCUAUUAGGUAUUAUUUUAAAUGGAGAUCUUGUUUACAUUACUUGGAAAACAAACCAACAAAGUAGCAGUUUCGUUACUUUAGCCGUUGUAGUAAGUGGAACAAAUUUUAUUCCUCUUGGAUAUUGUGGAAUUAUACAGGCAAUUCCUCUAUUUUGUACAAUUUUUACUAAUGGAAUAGCAUUUUCAAUUGGUGUUGACCGCCUUUUAAGUGUUGCUUUUCCAAUAUGGUAUAUGGUUCAUGAUAAAAAGAAUUAUUUAAAUAUAAUAAUUACUUUUUGUUGUUUAUAUGCUUUAAUUGUGCCUAUAUGUGGAAUUAAUAUUUCUUUAUCAAAUCCAGAAAUAGAUCCAAUGCAAAAAGAUGCUACUUGGGUAGUAAUUAUGUUACUCUCUGUUAAUUUAUCUUCUGUUUUUUGUUAUAUUUCUGUUUGGAUUAUUUUAAUGUUUAAAGAUUCAAUGAAGAAAACACAAUUAAAUGUAUUUAAAUCCCUUUCUGUUAUUUUAUUAAUGGAAAUUUGUGGGUGGAUAUCUAAUUAUUCAAUUCGUUUAAUUAUUGGGGCAGCCAAUCUCCACACUUUAAAUUCUUGGUAUAUAAUUAAUAUAACAACAAUUAUGCCUUAUAUUGCUAUGAGUUUGUCUCCUGUUUCUUUAUAUAUUUUUAGGUAA